GGAAUGUUCCUGACAGGUGCGUUUGAUCGAUUUGUUUAACAUGGACUCAGAUAGGCAACUUUUAGUUAAUUUGAGUAAAUUUACAGAACACUGGAUGAAUUUGAGUGAUGACAGGAACACCUUAUGGUGUCGCCUACCUGUUUAUAAGCGUCGGUGUGUGUUGUGAGGUAGAAUUUAAGCGAAAUACGUAAGAGGAGCUACUUUGGAGAGUUGAAGCCUAAAAUGCGCGGUGAGUAUUUCACUUUUUGGUCUUAAUGUUUCUUCAAAUCGUUGUGUUAUAGUGUGUAAUAUCAGCGGAACUAAUGCGGAAGUUACACAGUAGAUUAAGACUAAAAUAAACUAGAUUAAAUCCAUCUCCAUGGUUACGCGCUGAAUGUUAAACGCCAUCUUUCGACGCCAUCGCUUCGGAGCGUCGCUGUCCGAGGUGCUGAAAGUUUAAGCACCGCGAGACACUCGGGGGAAACCCCACGAGGACACGCAGGUUUAGUUAAGUGACUUGUUUCCAUGGUAUCAACACCAUGUGACAUCCGGACUCUUAAGAAGGUCAAGUCCGAGAUAAAUAAACCUGUUAAAUCCAGUUUACAACCGCACUCCAGGUGGAGAAGACAGCCUUUCUGAUGGACUAUCCAUCCAGCUGGGAUACAGUAGGUGUGGAGAGGCAUUUCUGCUUUUUAUGACGUGUUGCUUUAUCCAAAAACUGUGGUUGUUUUUCCUUUGGGGCUCAGGCAGGUGAGAGAGAUGCAUCAUGGGCAGGUGUGGACUAAAGAGUGACUCCAAGAAGACCAAGAAUCAGCUGUCAUGUCACAAAGAAACCUGCCUCAGUGAGUUUAUUACCCACUUCAAUUAUGUGUGUGUGUGACCCUCUGUGAACAUAAUACAGUCUCAGUAUGGAGGGUACACACCGUCUGAGGAUCCCCUUCCUCCUGCUCUAUGCUGCUGUAGACUCCUCCACCUGGAGCUGAGCCCGCGGUGGAGCGGAGUGUGUGUGAAAGGAGACCCCGCCAGCCUCCAUGGCUCACUCGUCAGACCCGUCCCGCAGGGAGAAGACCCCUGGGACCCAGGGGUCACACACAGCUACGCGCAACCUCUUACGGAAGAAGGAGCAGCGCCGGCGCGGAAUCCGAUCCUCCUCGCCCAUGGGCCGGGUCAUCCUCAUCAACUCUCCUGUGGAUGGUGAGGAGCAGUCUGGCUGCCUGCUGGUGCAGUGCAGAUUACAGAUGCAGAUUACACUAUUGGAUACUGUUGAAUAGUGAGGAGUUAUUGUCUGUCUCUGAUAAGUUUGAGUCUUUCCAUUACUUCUGUAAUCAUGUUUGGGAAACUAAUCUUAUUGGAGUUCUUGAUGUACAUCCAAAGUCUCUUUAAUUGAAUCAAGGUCUCCUUUCUUUGAGUCUUCUCUUAAGUCUGUCUUAGAGGGGUAAAGAAGAUCUUGUUGGUAAUGCUUCAGUGGCGACAGGUUCUUUCCAGCUUUCCACCAGAAUGAAUUAGCACCAAACUUAAUCAUUUGCCUCCUUUUUUGUUAUAUCUCACAUUUCUCAUAAAGGUUUUUGCUAUUACCACUUAAAGGGAUAUUCCGGGGUAAAAUUACGUUAGGGUCAAACACACCGUAACACCAAGUUAGUCACCCCCUCAAGAGAUGAAUGUUGCCGACUGAUUGCUUCUCUAGUUAUACCAACUUUAGUAACGACUGCAGAUGGCAAUACAUAGAGCCACGCACUCUACCAAAAAGCCACUCUAUAAACCACAAAUAAUGCUCAGAACAGCACCUAACUUCAUCAACAGUACAUAUAGGGUCCCAGCCACAGCACUAGCCACCAAACAUCUUUUUAGCUUUGACUAAUUUCUUUAGCAAAGAGACUAAACACAACUCCCCUACUCUCUUCCAGCAGCUGCUUGUUUGUUGCGCGACCUCAGGCCAGUCCAUUACGGAGUGGUGUCCGUAAUACAGCGGAGUUACGCAGCUCAAGGAAGAACAUUUAUGAUCUUUUCUUCAUGGAAAUGCAAUCAGACCGAGAUGCUAAGACAGAAGAAAUAAUGUGUCUGCAGUGCAAAAUGAUUAAUAUGGUGAUUAUUACUUCAAGGAAAUGAUAAAGAAAUUAUAAUAAAUGUUCUUCCUUGAGCUGUGUCACCCCGCUGCAGUCUGUAAUGGACUGGUCUGAGGUCUCGCUACAAACAGUCUCUUUGCUUAAGAAAUUAGGCAAAGUUUAAAAGAUGUUUGGUGGCUAGUGCUAUGGCUGGGACCCUAUAUGUACUGUUGAUGAAGUUAGGUGCUGUUCUGAGCAUUAUUUGUGGCUAUAGAGUGGCUUUUUGGUUGAGGUUUGUUGAUGGCUCCUGUGUAUUGCUAUCGUGCGGUCGUUACUAAAGUUGGUAUAACUAGAAAAGCAAUCGGUCGGCAACAUUCAUCUCUCAAGGGGGUGUCUCACUCGGUGUCAUGGUGUGUUUGACCCUAAAUUAAUUUCAUGCCAGAAUAUCUCUUUAAGUUUGAACUAACUUCAACGUGGAGAUGCUUGUGUGACCUUCAAUGACUUUUUGGCUUCUUCUCUUUUGUGUUUUCAGGUGGAGAUGACAGCGAGGACCUCCACACAAUCACAGUGGAUAAAAGUGUGGAUGGGAAACUUGGCUUCAGCGUGCGUGGAGGCUCUGAACAUGGCCUCAGUAUCUUUGUCAGCAAGGUGGAGGACAACAGCACAGCAGGUAACGUCGCCAUUCGUAAAUUUAAGGUUUAAGAUUCUUUGUAUUGUUCUGUUUAAGUAUACAUGUGUAUAUUUUCUGUGUCCACAGAGGAGGCUGGCCUGCUUGUUGGAGAUAAACUGGUGGAGGUAAAUGGUGUCAGCCUGGAAAGCAUCACAAUGAGCAGUGCCGUGAAGGUCCUCACAGGAAACAACAGGCUGAGGAUGGUGGUGAGACGUGUCGGCAAAGUCCCCGGCAUCCGCUACUCCAAAGAGAAAACCACCUGGUAACAAAAAAAAAGGAUCUCUAUGAUAUUUAUCUUGAAAAUACCAGACAGUAAAAGAUAAUCAUGUGCACUGUCUGUCUCUGUCAGGGUGGAUUUGAUCCACAGGCGUAUGGUGGUGGAGGAGAGCGGACAAACACCGUCAGAGGUGAGCUCAGGAAGCGCUCUGCAGAGGAUCGUCCACCUUUACACCACCUCUGACGACUACUGCCUUGGCUUUAAUAUCCGUGGGGGGAAAGAGUUCGGUCUGGGGAUCUACGUCUCCAAGUAUGUCCCUCGGCUCGCAGAAACAAACUCUGAAAUUCUUUCAGUGACGCGCACCACAACAUUCAUUCUGAAUUCUCGUUGAUUUACUCCAGACUGGAUCCCGGUGGUCUGGCGGAGCAGAAUGGGAUAAAGAUGGGGGACCAGAUCAUGGCUGCCAACGGGGUGAGCUUUCAGGACAUCAGCCACAGCAGUGCAGUGGAGGUGCUGAAGAGCCACACGCACAUCAUGCUGACCAUCAAGGUGAGGGGACAUGAAAAAUAUGGAAGCCCUGAAGGCCCAAAAUGGGAUUUCGUAAAAUCUAGAAAAAAGGGACGCAAGUUGGCCAAGAGUUUUGAGUGUUUUUACGGGCAUUCCAUUUGGUCCUGUACUGAAGCGGUUCUAUCCAUCCAUCCAUCCAUCCAUCCAUUUUCCUGUUGGGGGUUGCGGGGGGCUGAAGCCUAUCCCAGCAUUUUUGGGCCAAAGCAGGGGACAAGUCACCAGUUCACUGCAUAUAAAGACUUAACAACGAUCCACGGUCACAUUUACACCUACGGGCAAUUUGAAAGUGGCCAGUUAACCUAACCCCACUUUUGCAUGUUUUUGGGAUGUGGGAGGAAACCGGAGUACCCGGAGUAAACCCACACAGAUACAGGUAGAACAUGCAAACUCCACACAGAAACGCCCUGAAGAAUGUUCCUGGAUUCCAAUCCUGACCUGGAUUUGAACCUAGGACCUUCUUGCUGUGAGGCGACAGUGCUAACCAUGGCACCACUGUGCCACCCCUAUCCAUCCAUACAUAUCUAUAAAUUAGGGUUAGGAUUAGGGUGUACUGUACCACCAUAACCACAGGGGGCGCCAAAUUCCUCCCAAAAUGCGAAGUACAGUUCCUCCUUGUAGCCUUAAUGGGAGUUAGUGGAAACGUUUUUAAAGACAGACUAGCAAAGGUCAUUAUGGUCAUUGGCUGUUUACAAAGGGGUGUAAAAGUGAUUUAAUUUGGUAGGACAAAGACCUGACUCCAUGCUGUCUAUAACCUUAAGUUGCAUUUGAGCAAAAAUUUUUGGAAGCUGUGAUAUUAAACUAAAGUCAGUCAUCUGUCUUUGCCCAAUAACAUGAUGAUUAUACACAGGAGUGAAGGUGUCUCUAUUGAAUGUUUGGAUGUUCGGGCUAGAGGAGUAUUCUUUCUUUAUCUGACAGCUUGUUGGUUCUUUUAUUACGACUCCAUCAUACAACCUCACACAAUAACCCCCUGAACUGUUUCCCACCUCUUAUCCCUCCAUCAAACUUGGCUGAGUCUCCUCACGCUGUCGGUGGAUGCAGUGUCUGUUUGUGUGGCAGGCCUGACAGCUGGCACGCAGUCGUAAUAUUCCUCGCUCACUUUACUUGUCGCAGCUUGGGUUUCGCUCUGUGAAAAAUAGCCAGGUCGUGUGCAUUAUUCACCAGGCGGCCGGGAUCACAUGCUGAUCAAAGCUUAGAGGCGUGUUUUAGGCAUGUUUUGUGUCAUUAUCCCUCACUUGAAACAAAGAACCGGAGUUGAAGAAGCAUCCUGACUAUCCAAGGUUUCUUUAAAGUAAAACAAGGAAGGGUGUAUUCUUCUUGGGAAGAGGAGGUGUGAGAGAUUAGGCUCUCCGUGUAGCUCUAGUGUUACUCUUUAUCAAAUAUAGCAUUUCAUUAAAAUUUAAAGAUCUCUACUGUAUCUCAUUUACAUAUCUGUGUCCAUGUCUUCACAGGAAGCAGGGCGAUACCCGGCUUACAAAGAGAUGGUGGCAGAGUACAGGUGGCUCAACAAGCGUAUGUAUCAGCUGGUUUUACACACCUUAUUAUCUAGAAAUCAGUGUUCCUGUAAGCACCUGUGUUUGAUUUGUUAAAUACACUGAUAUUCUUGGAUGGAUUUAAAUUUCUUUGUUUUAUUCCCUAGUGGCCAACGGCACUCAGAAAUCUUCCUCCCAGGGUUCAGGCUCUACCUCCUCAGUCUCCUCUCUGUCGUCCGGGACUCCAGUCAGCUCUCUCAGCGGCCUCUCUCAGGUCAUGUUCCCUCCAAGCACGCCGUUUGGUUCAGACAUGGUGGAUGUUUGCAUCUCAACGGAAGACCUGAGGUCAGGGUGUGCAACUUGGCAAUUUAGCUUAACACAAGAGUGAAAAAAAACACUUGCAGACAACAGUAGACAUUACUAUCCAAGUUUUUAUCCAUCCAGGUCUGAGUCGGAGCGAACAGAGACCGCCAUCCAGACAGACUUCCCCUCCCAGAGGACAGGUUUGGACACGACUCGCAGCCUCGGACCCACCACUCUGCUCAGAGACACGGCCAUCAGAGGAGAGGAGGGGCAGACCAGAGGGAGGCGAGAGUCCACCAAGACCGCCGUGCUGAUGGCUCUCAGCAGGCCGAGCCGACCGAUCAGCAGGUCCCAGAGCCAAGUCACUAUGGCAGGUAGGACGAGGAUAGAGCGGGUGACGUUGAAGGGAAUAAGUUUAACCACAUUAAUGACCCGCUGGUGCGGUCCGAUCACAGAGAUCAGUCAGAAGGAAGAGAAGAAGCAGAAAGGGAAGGACCCGGAGGAGAAGAGCACCCUGCAGCGCUCAAAGACUUUGGUCAACCUGCUGUUCAAGGGCGGACGCAAGGGGGACACCUUCAAGGCGAGAUCCAAGUCCCCAUCCAAAGACAAGAGCAGCAAAGGUAAAAACAACCAGAAAGGGUGUAAAGGUGCAUUUUUGCCUUACGCUAAGACAAUGGUGGAAUGGGUAGAAAGGUUUAAUUGUCUUGGUACAUCACAACACAGACUGUAAAAAGGUAGAAGUAUAUUUAAUAAGGUGAAAUGAGUCCUGCUGUGAUGUUUCCAGGACGACAGGUUGGUGGGAAGCCAAAUUCAGAGAUGCUGAGUACAGUGGAUGACAUGGCGCGCAGGCUGCUGACAGACGAGGAAGUGGACGCCGUGAUGAAGACGUGCCGAAGGGUAAAGAGCUGCAGAGACUCUGUUUUAUUGUGCAAGAACUUCUUUAAAAACUUUUUCCACAUAUCAGUUAGAGGUUUUUAGAGUCACUUGACUGAUUUUUUUAAUGUUACUCCGAACAGUAUGUGGCCGAGCGCUCUGUGGAGAACUUGAUACGGCACCUACUGAACGUGUUGGACCGGCCUGAGAAGCUGCUGCUGCUGAGGGAGGUCAGGUAAGGAGAGAGAGGCAAGGAGGCAAGGAGAGACGUUCUGCAAAUGAUGAUACAGCUUCAGACACACUAAUGUUGACUUACAGCUCUAGUUUGUCCACUUAUAUACUCAUAAAACCGCCCAAAGCUGUAUGUAGACCACCUGUUAAUAGAGUCAAACAUGUCUGAGGAUGUCUCUGUUCAUUCCUCAGGAUGCUGCUUCCUCCCUCUGACCUGACUGCCUUCAACAACAUGGUGACCCCGCUCGAAGCUGAGGCCUACGACAUCCUCAAGUAUCGCUCCGGUGUGUAUGACACGAUAUCAGACUCAAAAGGGGUCUUAAAACUUUAACAGACUUUAACAAACACAAUAACACUUUUCUCCUCUCCUCUGUGUUGAAGUUAAAACUCCCCCUCUUCGAUCUCCUGUGUCUGGUCGAGCACCAAAGCGGCGCCUCAUCACUCCAAUCCCAGGUCAGUAUGUUUGCCCUCAGAUCCCGAACUCAUUCAAAGAGUUUCUUUUAAUCUUUCCUGGGUUUCCUUUUAGAUUUCAGAGGAGGCUUCGAGCUCCACAGUGCCGAGGAAGUGGAGAAAGAGAGCCACCUCCUGGACCAGCUGGAGAAGCUCAGCGUCUCUGGCCUCCAGAGGUCCAAAGACAGACCCAGCAGCCCCAGAUCUUUCUCCCAGCUGCUGGACAUACCCGUGGAUGACUACGACACAGAGUCCAGAGACCUCAGAUCGUCCUCUGCCAGCCCCACACUCCCAAACUGGCUUCUGGCCCGCGGCGAGGACCCCCGCCCUCCUCUACGGACUAAAAUCGGCACCAUCCGCUCUGUCCACUUCGACGAAGUUUCCCUGCACUCUACUCUAGAAAGACGAAGAUCCCCGUCUAGAAACGGACACUCCAGAGGCAGAAAGAAGAGCGUAGAUAGCGAUAAGGAAGCUGUUUUCACGCUGCAGAGUGCGGCUCGCAGGAGUCGACCGCUGUUGUCUCAGGUUUUCAGUUCAGAUCAGGAGACGGGGGGCGAGCAGGUGAACGGACAUCAGGAUAAAUCUGAGAAUGGACUCAACGGCUCCAACUUGGAACAGGAGUACAAACUCAAAACUGUCACCAUCUCCAAGACUAAACAGUCUCUGGGUAAAGUGGAAUCAAUAUAUCCAAUGCAAUGUACUUUAAAGGGCCAGUUCACCCAAAUUUAUUGCACUUUUCUUUGCCAGGUGAUUAAGUCUAUUGUAGGAAAAGAAAUGGGAUAAUAAAUUCCAGCCACAUUUUAAAAGCUUCCUAUAAACGAAUUCUCUGUGGUAAAGUGAGUCUAUAAACCUGUGCAAGUGAAUGUCCUGAUUUAAAGAGGGCUUCUCUGUAUUUCGUUAAUACUCUGCUUUCAUGAGCAUCCUAAAUAGAAUUGAUGGCAGAUACUUAGACAAAGACAUGGCACUUAAAAAGUUAAAAAGCACUUUUUAUACUGCUGGAAAAGAAUAAGAAAGUAUAUUAGCAUUAGGAUUCAUUGUUUGUGAUGUCUGUUAUAUUAUCACACCAGCUCUGACUUGUGUUUUCCAACGUCUCAGGCAUCAGUAUAUCAGGAGGGAUGGAGUCCAAAGUUCAGCCAAUGGUGAAGAUCGAGAAGAUCUUUCCUGGAGGAGCCGCCUCCACCUGUGAAGUGCUCAAGGUGAUUUAAAACUUUUUAACAUCUGGACAGUGUAGUUAUUCACACCAUCACAUGGUUCGAAAUAUGAGAGCAUGACAGUAACUUGUUCGAACUAUUAUAUCAUGUUAAAGGGAUAUUCCGGCGUAAAUUUAAGUUAAGGUCAAACACAACGUAACACAGCAUUGACCGCUUGCUUCUCCAGUUAUACGAACUUUAGUAACGACCGCACGAUAGCAAUACACAGUGGUCUACAUCUCCACGCGCAAACCACAACCAAAACGCCACUGUAUAGCCACAAAUAAUUCUCAGAACAGCACCUAACUUCAUCAACAGUACAGAUUGGUGGCUAGUACCAGCCAUAGUACUAGUCACCAAACAUCUUUUUGGCUUUGCCUAAUUUUUUUAGUAACAAGACCAAAAACAACUCACCCACUCUCUUCCAGCAGCCGCUUGUUUGUGGGGUAGUCCUGACGAGUCGAUCCCCGAUGAGUCGAUUCCCAAGUGCAGAGGAGUUUUGCAGCUCCAGGAAGAAAAUUUAUGAUUAUUAUGAUUAUUAUUAUAUGGAAAUGCAAUCAGACCGAGACGCCAAGGCAGAAGAAAUACCGCGUCUGCAGUACAAAAUGAUUAUCAUGAUGAUUAUUACUUCAUGGACAUCAUUUUGGCUUUUAUCUCCAAAUAGUCUGCUAGUGGUUAUCAAACUUUUUAUUUUAGGUCAAACUGGCACCCUACAAAAACAUUUCUCAGUGAUAUGAAAUACUUAGAGCAGCCAACUUCAAUAAAUAAAACAAAAACAAAACGAUGUUUAUGUUCAGGUGAAUAAACAUCUGAUUCUGUUUCUUCCAAGUCUGUUCUCCUAAAUGCGACCAAAUCCCCUCUUUUCUCCUUAGGCCGGGUUUGAGCUGGUGACUGUGGACGGAGUCUCCCUACAAGGAGUCACCCAUCAGCAUGCCGUCGACAUCAUCAGGAGAGCCUUCAGCAACAAGGCCAAAGACCCCAUGGUGCUGGUGGUCAAAGUCCCCAAAAACAUUUCAAAGGAGACUUGAGACGCUCGUCAUGAGUUAAGAGACACAAACAGACAUUGGGACAGACAACAAUCCGACUCUUUGAGGUCAGGUAUGUAACUUUGCCAUUCUUUUUAAAGUUCAGGAUCAGGACAUGGACUCUGAGGACGUCCUGAAAAUAAGAAUGGCCUGAAAAAGCACAAGAGUAGAUUUACAGAGGAAUAUGCAGGAAAAAGAAGAUGUAAGAAGAUACUUCCAGGAGGACUUAGAAGAAACCUGAAACGAUGGUGCUCCUGAUGCCUUUUUCAGUUUAACCCGAUUAAAAAUAAUUAUGGAUUAGUACUCUUGAUAUCGAGAGAAGCAGGGUGAU
Messenger RNA from Xyrichtys novacula (pearly razorfish), 9347 nucleotides. The record is from the annotation of a GenBank genome assembly. NCBI's taxonomy places the organism in Eukaryota, Metazoa, Chordata, Actinopteri, Labriformes, Labridae.